CGAGCCAACCCCUUCACCACCAGCUGGCCGCGCCCCGGGAAGGGAAGUUUGGGGCGGAGGAGGUUCCUACGGGAGGAGGGGGAGGCGCCCACGCAUCUGGGGCUGACUCGCUCUUUCACAAAACGUCUGGGAGGAGCCCCUGGGGCCACAAAACUGCCUCCUUCCUGAGGCCAGAAGGAGAGAAGAAGUGCAGGGACCCCGCGCACAGGAGCUGCCCUCGCGACAUGGGUCACCCGCUGCUGCUGCCACUGCUGCUGCUGCUCCACACCUGCGUCCCAGCCUCUUGGGGCCUGCGGUGCAUGCAGUGUAAGAGCAAUGGGGAUUGCCGGGUGGAAGAGUGCGCCCUAGGACAGGACCUCUGCAGGACCACGAUCGUGCGCCUGUGGGAAGAAGGGGAAGAACUGGAGCUGGUGAAGAAAAGCUGUACCCACUCAGAGAAGACCAACAGGACCAUGAGCUAUCGGACUGGCUUGAAGAUCACCAGCCUUACCGAGGUUGUGUGUGGGUUAGACUUGUGCAACCAGGGCAACUCUGGCCGGGCUGUCACCUUUUCCCGAAGCCGUUACCUUGAAUGCAUUUCCUGUGGCUCAUCAGACAUGAGCUGUGAGAGGGGCCGGCACCAGAGCCUGCAAUGCCGCAGCCCUGAAGAACAGUGCCUGGAUGUGGUGACCCACUGGAUCCAGGAGGGUGAAGAAGGGCGUCCAAAGGAUGACCGCCACCUCCGAGGCUGUGGCUACCUUCCCGGCUGCCCAGGCUCCAGUGGUUUCCACAACAACGACACCUUCCACUUCCUGAAGUGUUGCAACACCACCAAAUGCAACGAGGGCCCAAAACCGAAAAACCAAAGCUAUAUGGUAAGAGGCUGUGUAACUGCCUCAAUGUGCCAACAUGCCCACCUGGGUGACGCCUUCAGCAUGAACCACAUCAAUGUCUCGUGCUGUACUGAAAGUGGCUGUAACCACCCAGACCUGGAUGUCCAGUACCGCAAGGGGGCUGCUCCCCAGCCUGGCCCUGCCCAUCUCAGCCUCACCAUCACUCUAUUAAUGACUGCCAGACUGUGGGGAGGCACUCUCCUCUGGACCUAAACCUGAAACCCCCCUCUCUGCCCUGGCUGGAUCCAGGGGACCCCUUGCCCUUCCCUUGGCUCCAGCCCUACAGACUUGCUGUGUGACCUCAGGCCAGUGUGCUGACCUCUCUGAGCUUCAGUUUUGCCAGCUGUGAAAACACCUAUCACAAAGUUGUGCGAAGCAGAAGAGAAAAGCUGGAGGAAGGCCAUGGGCCAAUGGGAGAGCUCUUGUUAUUAUUAAUAUUGUUGCCGCUGUUGUGUUGUCAUUGUUAUUAAUUAAUAUUCAUAUUAUUUAUUUUAUACUUAAAUAAAGAUUUUGUACCAGUGAACAA
Molecule: messenger RNA, 1398 nt
Organism: Mandrillus leucophaeus (drill)
Lineage: Eukaryota; Metazoa; Chordata; Mammalia; Primates; Cercopithecidae
Gene: PLAUR
Product: plasminogen activator, urokinase receptor
Exons: 6
Coding region: 225-1085 (286 amino acids)
Cellular component (GO): plasma membrane
Source: RefSeq, a predicted model, not a curated record